Messenger RNA from Exophiala xenobiotica, 956 nucleotides. RefSeq lists its product as uncharacterized. Gene Ontology annotation, biological process: ceramide biosynthetic process; ceramide catabolic process. The record is from RefSeq and is a predicted model, not a curated record. The transcript has 3 exons. Gene Ontology annotation, cellular component: endoplasmic reticulum membrane. Lineage: Eukaryota; Fungi; Ascomycota; Eurotiomycetes; Chaetothyriales; Herpotrichiellaceae. The coding region runs from base 198 to 956 and encodes 252 amino acids.
CUGCUACUGAGAUCUCGUAAAAGCCUUCGAUUGCCUCUGCACGAGUUUGUGAAUGCCCAUUCAAUCUUAUUCUUCUGCCUGGCUUUCUGAAAGCUCAUAUAUCCCAAUCAUCUCCUCUUCUGAACAGCAACCAAAGACUCUUCAGUAACCUGCAAACCCGCCAACCAAUACUCCCAACACAACCCUAGCCACCGACCAUGGUUGUCGAACGCAACUUCGCUGGUGACCCUCACGCUCUACAUGGGCAUUGGGGUCCUCCGACCUCCGUGGCCAACUUUUGUGAAGAAGACUAUGCUGUCACCGUGUACAUCGGCGAGUUCGUGAACACGUUUACAAACCUCGCGUACGUUUACUGGGCCUUUCAUGAGCUCUUGCCUGGGGAGAGCUUGCUUUCCACCACAGCUUUUCCCAACUUGGCUCUCUUCUUCGUCGGUGUCACAUCUUUUGCUUUUCAUCUCACCUUGAAAUAUGCAACACAACUAUGUGACGACCUUUCCAUGUUUUGGGUCUGCGCUGCUAUCAUAUACGAAUUGUAUACCGUCGAUCAGCCCACCAGUGUCAAGGUGGCUUUUGGCUUGACCUUGACCGCAGUUCUCGGAAUCAUCAGCGCCAUUCACUGUACACUCUACCAACUCUGGCUACACAAUUGGACGUUUGUUCUGUUGGUCACGGCCAUCUGGCCGAGAGUAUUGUAUCUUAUUAAUCAGAAAUUUCAAGGCUCGGAAAAGAGAUACUGGCUUCAGAAAUUCCGGGUCGGUGGCAUCUGCUUUCUCGCAGGGUUCGUGGUGUGGCUCAUCGAUGGAGCCGCAUGUGGCUGGCUGCGCGACGCCAGAGGGUAUCUUGGACUGCCUUGGGGAUUCGUGCUGGAAUUACACGGAUGGUGGCAUGUCCUUACCGCGUUGGGCGCCGGGUAUUGUGUCCGUGUAACCAAACAGCUGACGAGAGGAUCGUCCUGA